Molecule: messenger RNA, 1904 nt
Organism: Pelobates cultripes (western spadefoot toad)
Lineage: Eukaryota; Metazoa; Chordata; Amphibia; Anura; Pelobatidae
Source: the annotation of a GenBank genome assembly
GAGUGUUCGCCGCUCUCCCGCCCGCUGUUAUUGUGGAGCAACAUGGCUGCCUUCCUGAGCAGCUUCUCCCCGCCAGCAGAGGGGGUCCAGCGGCUGCAGUCAGAGACUGAGGCCAUAAUGGGCGGCAAGAGCCUGGGCCCCGGGACCCUGUACAUAGCGGAGAGUCGUCUGGCAUGGCUAAAUGGCUCAGGACUUGGUUUUUUUUUUAAAUAUCCUUCAAUCAGUCUGCAUGCCAUUUCAAGAGACACCAGUGCUUACCCAGAAGAACAUCUUUAUGUCAUGGUGAACACCAAACUAGGAGAUAAUGAAUUGAAAGAGUCCACUAUGGAUGAAGAGGAGGAAGAGAGUGAUGACGAUGAGGAGCCCAUCACAGAAAUACGUUUAAUUCCUGCUGAAAAAUCUGAUUUAGGAGAGAUGUUUUCUGCUAUGUGCGACUGUCAAGCUCUCCAUCCUGACCCCGAAGAUGAAGAUUCUGAUGAUGAUUUUGAAGGAGAAGAAUAUGAUGUUGAAGCUCAUGAGCAAGGACAGGUUGAUAUCCCCACAUUUUAUACUUAUGCAGAAGGCUUGUCACACCUCACUACAGAAGGUCAAGCUACUCUCGAGCAGUUAGAAAAUAUGCUGGCUAAUUCCAUUGGCGGUCAGCACAUGAUAGCCGGAGUACGGACUGAAGGGACUGCAGCAGAGUUUGAAGAUGGAAUGGAUGUGGAAGCUGUUCCAGCAGUGGCAGGACAGUUUGAGGACGCAGAUGUUGACCACUGAUUGAAGGAUGGAAACCUGCUCUGCAAUUUAUACACCGUUGGAGUGGGCAAUGCUGUGACCACUUUAGUUAAUAAUAAAUUGUGUACUAUCUAGCACAAGUCCUUAUUUUCCUUACACCUGCUUUAAAAAAAAAAUCAGUCUAGUCAUUCCAUGAAUAUGUAGUUUGUGACAAUCUCUACAGCGGCUCUUGUAGACCGAUAACUGUUACAGCUCAAACUUGGGAAGAAUUUGCCAUUAACUCGCAAUUUAGAAGUGCUGGAGCUGACCCCUUUUUUCCUUUCUUUUUCUACAAACCUGCUAACAUCCUUCUCUAUUGGAGAAAAGCAUCUCAAUAGCCAUUCUAGAUUGUUCUAGAAUAUGUAGUUAUGUAGUAACCUUGCUAAUGUUUAGCUGUUAAAAAUUUGAUUUAAGUGAAAUAAUAAUAAAAUGUCCACAUCCGCUUGCAUUGAGCACUUAGACAGGUUUUUGUUCUGUAUUUAAAGGAAUUGUGUCACCAAAACUAAAAUUACAUAAAGGAUUAUUCAAUAAAGUCUGUGUUCGGAAUUCAAAAUUAAUUCCAAGUAAAUCUCACGAUUUUAAAAGCCAAAAUAGCGGAAUUCCAUAAGUUGUUUUUUUUGUUGUGUUUUUUUUCAUAGUCUCCAAGUGGGCUAUGUUUUCUUUGGCAAAAAAAUAUAAACUUCAUUAUGAUAUCACAGUUUAAUGAAUAAGUGCUGAUUUGUAGAAACAGAAUAUCUAGAUUUUGGCAACGGACAAUGAUGGAUAACCUUUCUCCCACAGCUAUUAUGGAGUACGGUCCAUCUAACCAAUUUAGGGAAGUAGUUCUAGAAUGCCAUAGGCAAGCAGUCACUGGGAUUGGAUUAGGAGUAUAACAUUGCAGCCCUGCCUUGUCAAGGAAACUCUCUCCAAUGCCUGUGUGCCGAGGCGGUUUAUUGAAUUUCUAGAUAUUUAUUUUCUUGAUCAGAGUAUUUUGUUAGCUGAUCUGUAUCACAAAUGGCCCUCGAUUUGAUAAGCUUUCCAAAUGAUUUAAUACUGUCCCCAUAAAUUACUGUAAAAGUAAAUGGUGUCUUUUGUGGAUAGAUUUUUUGGGACUUAAGGAAAGUUUUCCCAAUCGUAUUGAAUCAUUUGGAAAGUGUGUUGGAUCGAGG